GUCGUCAUUUUGUUUCGUGAGUGUGGAUGUAGUUGCAUAUGUAAAUUUAAAUGUAAACGAAAACAAAAUGGAUAAAACAGCAGAUGUGUUGUUCGGUUUAAAGACUAUGAAAAUACAGAUAAUAAUAGUAGCAAUAGAACUUCAAAAUCAAGGAAAGAGUAAGAAAGUGAAGAGGAUAAACAGAGUGGUCAGGUCUGUAAAAUACCUUUGUGCCCUCAGUGUGUAAAGAAAAAAAAAAUCAAUGAGAGAACCUGUAAUGAACAGGUACAAAUAUGCAUUUAUGCAGCUCCCUGACGAAAAGGAUUUAGGUAAUACCGACAGUCAAUGAAGACAGCUGCCUCUUAUUAUUGUUAAUAUACAAACCCUUUGAUUCAAAUCUACGAAGAAUCAGAGAGUGUAACAUUCCUGAGUGUUGAGACCCGACUCCAUUCCAAGGUGGGUCGCCAUGUCCAUAACUCUGGGCAGCAUCCUUUCAAAGCUCGAGGACAAUGACUCCUCAGAAGAGCAACAACGAAGACCUCAAAAUAUCGACAAAUACUCUCCGGGAAUCAGGGUCAACGAAGAAAUGACAGAAUCUUUGGCCAGCAUGAGUGACAUGCGAGCCGCUCUUGUGGACUCGCCGGGUGCAGGAGACGGAGCCAGAUCAUGCUGGGGUGCCCGCCAUACCCUGGUAUUCAUGAGUUUCCUGGGAAUCUCUUGUGUUUAUGCAAUGCGGGUCAAUCUCUCCGUAGCAAUUGUGGCAAUGGUCAAGUCACAGCCUAAGAAUUAUACUAACAGUAGUGACUUAAGUGAAGUGUGUCAGCCUCCUGAGGGCUAUGAUCCUAGUGAUGAUGAGAAUUUAGAAGGUGAAUUUGAAUGGAAUGAAGCGACCCAGGGGAUGAUUUUGGGCAGCUUUUUCUAUGGCUAUAUUUUCACAAAUGUACUCGGUGGUUGGGCCUCUGAGCACAUUGGGGGCAAGUUGGUGUAUGGUUUGGGCAUCGUUAUCACCGCCAUUUUAACUGUACUGUCGCCUCUAUGUGCCAAAUGGUCAUCGGGUUUAUUCAUCGCCAUCCGAGUUCUAGAAGGAGCAGCAGAGGGUGUCACCUUCCCUGCUGCACAUCACUUGUUAGCCAGAUGGAUUCCGAUGAGAGAGAGAGCAAGGUUCACGGCUUUCGUAUACGCUGGCUGUCAGUUUGGAACAGUGGUCACUAUGCCCAUUAGUGGCUGGCUGUGUGACACGGAUUUCUUGGGGGGUUGGCCCUCUGUCUUCUACGUUUUCGGGGGCCUAGGACUCGUCUGGGGCGUCGCUUGGUUCCUAAUGGUUUUCGACAACCCGGAAGCGCAUCCUAGGAUUUCGGCCCAUGAAAAGAACUAUAUUAUGGAAACGUGUGGCACUAAAGAGGGAAAAGCACUUCCAGUUCCAUUGAAAGCCAUCUUUACGACGUUGCCUUUCUGGGCCAUCAUGGUUGUACACUUUGGACAAAAUUGGGGGUUCUUCACACUGUUGACUGAGUUACCCACAUACCUGAAAAAUAUCCAACACUUCGAUAUGAAAAGAAAUGGCCUACUAUCAGCCCUGCCAUAUUUUGUGAUGUGGGUGGUCAGCUUGCUUUACAGUCAGCUCAUAGAUCGCCUCUACGCAUCUGGUAAGAUCAGCACUGUAACUGUCAGAAGAACUUCCAUGGUCAUUGGUAUCUAUGGACCUAUGGUGAGCCUUGUAGCCAUGUGUUUUGUGGACUGUAACGAACUUUUGGCAAUGGUGGUGCUGUGCUUGGCUGUUGGGUUGAAUGGAGCCGUCUAUUGUGGCUAUAUGUGCUCCCAUCAGGACUUGGCUCCCAAUUUUGCUGGGAUUCUCAUGGGAUUUACUAAUACUGUAUCCAAUAUCCCAGGAUUCAUCGCUCCUUCCAUCAUUGGUCUCAUUAUUAAUAAUAAUCAAACGUUGAGUGCAUGGAGAACUGUCUUCCUGAUAGCAGCUGCUAUCUACCUGAUCACCAACACAUUCUAUUUGAUUUUCAUAUCUACGGACACACAGCCAUGGAAUUUUCCACAAGAAAGUUUUUCAAAAGAUGAAUCUAAGAAGAGAUAUUAACUGCAAUAUCUUCAAGGCUUAUUGUAUUUCGAAUCCAGGUUUCUAUCACUAUUUGGCAGCAUCUGCAAGCUGUCAUAAUUGAGGAGUCGCUGAUUUUUUUAUUCCUUGAUGGCAGUAGACCAAAAAUGCUGGUGAUAUAUGUUUAUCAAAGGGACUGUAUAUCAUCACUAAUAUAAUCUGAAAAUAUUACUUGUUGCUUAUGAAUUUGAAUCAUUUUGAAUGAGCAUUUAUAAGUGAAAAUUAAUAUGUGGUUUCAUCUAAACAC
Molecule: messenger RNA, 2333 nt
Organism: Macrobrachium nipponense
Lineage: Eukaryota; Metazoa; Arthropoda; Malacostraca; Decapoda; Palaemonidae
Product: putative inorganic phosphate cotransporter
Exons: 12
Coding region: 446-2068 (540 amino acids)
Biological process (GO): transmembrane transport; monoatomic anion transport
Cellular component (GO): membrane
Molecular function (GO): transmembrane transporter activity
Source: RefSeq, a predicted model, not a curated record